This is a messenger RNA of Papilio machaon (common yellow swallowtail), 359 nucleotides long. Its product is annotated as protein PET100 homolog, mitochondrial. The record is from RefSeq and is a predicted model, not a curated record. Gene Ontology annotation, cellular component: mitochondrion; mitochondrial inner membrane. Bases 107 to 325 code for a protein of 72 amino acids. The transcript has a single exon. NCBI's taxonomy places the organism in Eukaryota, Metazoa, Arthropoda, Insecta, Lepidoptera, Papilionidae. Gene Ontology annotation, biological process: mitochondrial respiratory chain complex IV assembly.
CAAAUCCAAAUCUUGUCAUGUCAAAAAAAUAAAAUAAAACACAUUAUACAAGCCGAGUAGAAUAUUGUAAAAAAAAAUACAAUACGUCUAUUUACAUUACGGCAAAAUGGGUAACUGGAAACUAGAGGUUGGAAGGAUGGCAAUGUAUACCACAUUUCCCGUGGCACUCUUUUUCGUUUUCAACCAACCAAAAUACUUUGAAGAAUGGGUUACAAAUACAAAACGCCAGAUAUUUCCUCCCGAAAACAAACAGGACAGAGAAGACAUACAAAAGCUAAUACAAGAUAUGAGAAAGAAACAAAUGCAAGCAUUGGAAGGAGAGUAAUUAGUGUAUAGACUUAAUAUCUUUUGUUUGUUUA